Messenger RNA from Zea mays, 1043 nucleotides. Its product is annotated as 50S ribosomal protein L20-like. The coding region runs from base 481 to 849 and encodes 122 amino acids. NCBI's taxonomy places the organism in Eukaryota, Viridiplantae, Streptophyta, Magnoliopsida, Poales, Poaceae. Gene Ontology annotation, biological process: translation. The transcript is spliced from 3 exons. Gene Ontology annotation, molecular function: structural constituent of ribosome; rRNA binding. Gene Ontology annotation, cellular component: ribosome. The record is from RefSeq and is a predicted model, not a curated record.
AUUCAAUCCUCUUUUCGCAAAGCGAUCAGCUGUCCAACAUUUAUUAUGGUCCACCAGCCAAAUGAAUAAACAACACUUUGGAGGACACACGUGUGGACACAAGGAGUACAAAGAAAAAAAAUGAAGAGUAUGAACUUUUAUUUAGUGGCCCAUCUAAAAGCCCAUUAAUUCAGCACAAGUUCCACUAGCCCAGACGUUUCUUUAACCUAGCCUUUUCACUGCUCCAGCGAAGGCACAGCCGCCACCGUUUCUUGAUCUCCCAUCUUCAUCUUCUUCGUAGCGCCGGCGCUCCAUCUUCCGCUCCCUCCCUUAGUCGCGCUCGGCACGCGGGUGACGGCGGCAGUGGCGGCACUCAGGAUCGGGCUCUCAGCGACGGCAUCAGCGGUUUCCCCUCCCGCUUCUCUCCAGUCGCCUCGCGCCCUCGCCUCCGGUCCUCCGCACACCAGCCGAUAUAGGGUGUGAGACUACCAAAACUCGAAAAUGAACAAGGGAAAGAUUUUUAAGCUAGCCAAGGGAUUCAGAGGAAGGGCGAAAAAUUGCAUAAGGAUAGCAAGAGAGAGGGUGGAGAAGGCGCUGCAAUAUUCAUAUAGGGAUCGACGCAACAAGAAGAGAGACAUGCGGUCUCUUUGGAUUGAGCGCAUCAAUGCUGGUACACGCCUCCAUGGGGUGAACUACGGCAAUUUCAUGCAUGGGUUAAUGAAGGAGAACAUCCAACUCAACAGGAAGGUGCUCUCGGAGCUGUCAAUGCACGAGCCAUACAGCUUCAAGGCUCUUGUCGAUGUGUCUCGGAAUGCAUUUCCUGGCAACAGGCCUGUUCCUGCCAAGGAGGGGCUAGCGAGCAUUCUGUAAACGUUUUCUUCCCAAUAAUUAAACUUGAUGGUUUACAUCUACAUCUGAAAGUGACCUGUCUGCUUGUAACGUGACGAGGAGGUCCGAAAUUGUCACGGGCAUUGCACGUGUUAUUCCUCUAUUUUUUUCCCACCUAUCUAAUUGCAUGCUUUGUACCUCAUGCUUAUAAGUUUUCUGAAGAACGUGUUCCAUUC